AUGAGCGCCGCAGCAACGAAUGGCAUGGCGCCGUUGAGCAGCCUGACAAACAGUCAGCGAGAAGAAUUGUGAGUAAAUGCGGUCAUGAAUGCGCUGCUUCUCCAUUCACUUCGCAAUCGCUUCAGCAGCGCUCAUCCUGCCGUUGGUGCUUUAUACUGCAGACACCAAUCCAUACUCGAGUACAUGCAUAGAUCUGGCUUCGAGGAUGCUUAUGAAGCGCUCAAGAAAGACGCCGAUAUGCCAGAUUUCUCUGCAAGCACAGCGCCUCCGAAAGUAGUGGGACUGCUCGAGAAAAAGUGGACCGGUACUGUGCGCUUGCAGAAGAAGGUGAGCGUGCUCUUUUGAGAGCUGAUGUGCAGCUCUCGUCCAGGCUAGGCCCGGUGGCUUGCUGCUGUCUGCUUGACUGAGCUUUCGGCGCCAGAUGGCAUAGCAGUACUGCAUGCUGAAAUAUUUGCGCUCUAAUGACAGGUCAUCGCGUACGAGCAGCAAAUCGCAAACCUGGAGGCUGAGCUCAAAGCGGCGCCGACCGGAAGGAGGGCAGCGUCUCAGGCGGACUGGCUCCCCUCAAACGACCCGUCCCGCAUCUUGGAGGGUCACAGGAAACAAGUCAUCAGCGUCGUCUUUCACCCUACUUUCUCCGUCGUUGCCACUGCUAGCGAGGACUGCGAUGUCAAAGUGUGGGACUGGCAGAGUGGGGAAUGUGAGGCGACUUUAAAAGGCCAUACGCAAUCAGUAAAGGAUGUGGAUUUCGAUGCAAAGGGACAGUUCCUGGGUGAGUGGACAGUGUUUAGACUCGUCGAUCGUAACUACAGACUGAAUUAAGAGCUCGAAAAUAGCUACAUCUUCUGCCGAUACACAGAUCAAGCUUUGGGACUCAAAUAACCAGUGGCGCUGUACGAAGACUUUGGCUGGGCACGAGCAUGUCGUCAGCGCAGUGCGAUUCUUGCCUGGCGGCGCGCAGCUCGUGAGCGCUAGUAGAGACGAGACGAUUCGAAUUUGGGAAGCUUCCAGCGGGUGAGCCUGGAUCGGCGUGUCUCAAAGCACUGCCACCUCACAUGGACUGAAUAGAUUGACCACUAUCGACAGGUACUGUGUGCGCACAAUCCAAGGAGGCGCUUGGAUUAAGUGCAUGUCCUUGGCUGAAGAUGGUCAGACGCUAGUCACAGGAGGUGACGAUCAAGUGGCGAAAGCUUGGAAUCUCACUAGCGCUCAGAGCAAGGCGGAGUGCAGGGAACACGCACAUGUAGUGGAUGCUAUCGCUCUUGCUCCUGCUGCCGCAUAUCCUGCCCUCAGACAGCUUGGGGGAAUGCCAGUGAGCUUCUGCACCCGCCUCGCACGCCCACUCGUCUGGCCUGACACGCUAUCCCUUUCAACGCUCCAGGCAAGCAAUCAGAACGCUCCUGGCUUGUUCGCUGCAUCCGGUGAUCGAGAUAAGACCAUCAUCAUUUGGGACACAGCUAGCGGUCAUCCGGUCAAAAAGCUGGUGAGGAAGCGCAUAGAGGUGGUAUAUUCGCCUACCGGACGCUGAGCGUCCAUCUCCCUCCUGUCUAGCUUGGCCAUGACGGGUGGAUCCGUGGAUUGUGCUGGGCACCAAAGUGAGUAGUUCCACCACCCUGGCGUACUGCACUCGUCUUUGUGCUCACGUCGCCGUGACACUCUCCGUCUCUUCUUCAGCGGCAAAUUCUUGCUUUCGUGUGCGGAUGAUGGCAAGCUGAAAGUGUGGGAUCUCAAGCAAGGAGGUCGAUGUUGCCGAACAGUAGAAAAUCCGCACGACGAGAAUGGGCGGUCUAGGUUUUGUGAGUCAGAAGCGAAAAGAGCAAGAUCUCAAGGUACCGACCCGCGCCGGGCGCACGUAACCUGAACGUGCCAUCUCAUCCACCUUCUGCACAGUGACGAGCAUGGCUUGGGCUCGGGCGAAAGUGGAUGCUGGACCGCGACCGGAUGGCGAAUCGGCCACUGCUGUUGUGCCGCGCAUCAAUGCGGUCGCCACGACUGGCUCAGAUACGAGGAUAUGUAUCUGGACUCCAUAG
This is a messenger RNA of Ceraceosorus bombacis, 2030 nucleotides long. NCBI's taxonomy places the organism in Eukaryota, Fungi, Basidiomycota, Exobasidiomycetes, Ceraceosorales, Ceraceosoraceae. The record is from the annotation of a GenBank genome assembly.